Xiphophorus couchianus (Monterrey platyfish) is the source of this 1714-nucleotide messenger RNA. Its product is annotated as WD repeat-containing protein 37. The transcript has 14 exons. Bases 211 to 1695 code for a protein of 494 amino acids. The record is from RefSeq and is a predicted model, not a curated record. Gene Ontology annotation, molecular function: protein binding. NCBI's taxonomy places the organism in Eukaryota, Metazoa, Chordata, Actinopteri, Cyprinodontiformes, Poeciliidae.
GUUACCGUUUCUCACGUACUUGUAACGGUUCUAUGACGCGGUCAACACGGAUUUAAAUCGCAAACCUUUAGCGCAAAUAAAAACAAUGACAAACGGAACAAAAACAGGAACCACACCCCGGAACAAAAAGCAGCAUUAGCGGACUUUCCGCCAGGCUGCCAAGUCCAAUCCGCCUCUCUGCGUUCCUUCAGAGCGCCCAACGUCAGAGCCAUGCCAGUGGAAAGCAGCAGCAGCUCCGGCUCCCGCCAGGCCAAGCAGAAGAGGAAGUCCCACAGCCUGUCCAUCCGCCGGACCAACAGCACGGAGCAGGACCGCUCGGGCCUGCAGAGGGAGCUGCUGGAGGGACAGGACUCCAAACUGCCACUGUCCCUGAGGACCAACCUGUUGGAUCUGUUCAGUCAGAUCGAGAGAGAGUUCGAAAACCUUUACCUGGAAAAUAUUGAACUCCGCAGAGAAAUCGAAUCCCUGAACGAUCGCUUGGCUGCAGACGGACAAGCUGUCGAAGGAGCAGAUUUAGCUAAAGGAGCUCUGAAAACGAAAGCGAGCCACAGCACCAGCCAGCUGUCUCAGAAACUGAAAACAACCUACAAGGCGUCCACAAGCAAGAUUGUGUCCAGCUUCAAAGCGACCACGUCCAGAGCGGUUUGCCAGCUGGUGAAGGAGUAUGUCGGCCACAGGGACGGCAUCUGGGACCUGAGCACCACGCGGGCCCAGCCUGUGGUGCUCGGCACCGCAUCUGCAGACCACACUGCCAUGCUGUGGAGCAUUGAGACCGGAAAGUGCCUCCUCAAGUACCUGGGUCACCAGGGAUCAGUUAACUCCAUUAAGUUCCACCCCAGUGAACAGAUGGCUCUGACUGCCUCUGGAGAUCAGACGGCUCACAUCUGGAGGUACCUGGUGCAGCUUCCCACUCCUCAGCCCAUCGCUGACACCACUACGCCCUGUGAAGACGAUGUGGACUCUUCGGAUAAAGACGACGGCGACGGCGAUGCGGAGGGCCCAAACGACUGCCCUUCGGUCCGCGUACCGACCACGACGCUGCGCAGCCAUCAGGGCGUGGUGAUCGCUGCCGAUUGGCUGGUGGGGGGCAAACAGGUGGUGACGGCCUCCUGGGACCGAGCCGCCAACCUGUACGACGUGGAGACCUCGGAGUUAGUCCACUCGCUCACUGGUCACGAUCAGGAGCUGACCCACUGCUGCACCCACCCCAACCAACGCCUGGUGGUCACUUCCUCCAGAGACACCACCUUCAGGCUGUGGGACUUCAGAGACCCGUCCAUCCACUCCGUCAACGUCUUCCAGGGACACACAGACACGGUGACGUCCGCUGUCUUCACCGUGGGAGACAACGUGGUGUCGGGCAGCGACGACCGCACCGUCAAAGUGUGGGACCUGAAGAACAUGCGGUCGCCCAUAGCAACCAUUCGCACCGACUCUGCUGUCAACAGGAUCAGCGUGUCGGUGAACCAGAAGAUCAUCGCCCUUCCUCACGACAAUCGGCAGGUCCGACUGUUCGACAUGUCCGGAGUGCGGCUGGCUCGGCUGCCGCGGAGCAACAGGCAGGGUCACCGUCGGAUGGUUUGCUGCUCCGCCUGGUGUGAGGACAACACCGCCUGCAACCUGUUCACCUGCGGCUUCGACAGGCAGGCCAUCGGCUGGAACAUCAACAUCCCGGCUCUGCUGCAGGAGAAAUAAAAUCCUCCUCUUCUCUUUC